Daphnia pulicaria is the source of this 2699-nucleotide messenger RNA. RefSeq names its product bifunctional 3'-phosphoadenosine 5'-phosphosulfate synthase 2-like. The record is from RefSeq and is a predicted model, not a curated record. Bases 233 to 2083 code for a protein of 616 amino acids. Gene Ontology annotation, biological process: 3'-phosphoadenosine 5'-phosphosulfate biosynthetic process; sulfate assimilation. Gene Ontology annotation, molecular function: adenylylsulfate kinase activity; sulfate adenylyltransferase (ATP) activity; ATP binding. The transcript is spliced from 10 exons. Lineage: Eukaryota; Metazoa; Arthropoda; Branchiopoda; Diplostraca; Daphniidae.
CUGAGGCAAGAGCUGCCACUUAGUAGAGCAGACGAAUUUCAUACAAUUGUUUUCUUCCUGUUUUUUCCACGUCAUCUCAAUUCCGAAGUUUUACAGUUUGACUUCUUGUGAAGCUACACUCUACAGUCCAUGUUGAGCUGUUGGGCUUGAACUCUGAAAAUUCGUGUAGCUGGUGUGUCAGUAACAAUAAGAGUACAAUUUUAUUCCUCUAGACAACAAACUCCUAACAGAAAUGGCCGAGAAUAGCGGGAAAAAAUUAAGUAUUUCUCUUCAAAAGGCAACCAAUGUUACAUACCAUCGGCAUUUGGUUGAUAGAAAUACACGAGGUCAAGUAAUGGGCCAAGGCAGAUUUCGUGGAUGCACAGUGUGGUUUACAGGAUUUUCUGGUUCUGGAAAGACCACUCUCUCGUUUGCUCUGGAAGAUUACUUGGUGAUGAGGGGUAUUCCUGCCUUCAGCUUAGAUGGUGACAACAUGAGAUUUGGUUUGAAUUCAGAUCUCGGUUUUUCCGAUGAAGACCGCCAAGAAAAUAUUAGACGGGUCGCUGAAGUAGCCAAAUUAUUUGCUGAAUCAGGAGUGGUAACUCUCUGCUCUUUCGUGUCACCUUUUCGUGAGGACAGAGAUCGUGCUAGGAAAAUACAUGCUGAUGCCGGACUCCCAUUUUUUGAAAUUUUUGUGGACGCUCCGCUUAAUGUUUGUGAAGAACGUGAUGUCAAGGGCCUUUACAAAAAAGCACGUCAAGGGACCAUCAAGAAUUUCACCGGAAUUGAUUCACCGUAUGAGCCGCCUUUAAAUCCCCAUGAAACUAUGCAAACUAGCGAGAAAUCUGUAAUUGAAUGUACGCAACAACUUGUUGAUUUGCUUGUUAGCCAAAAUGUUCUGCCAAAAGCCGCCCAGGCAACAGUUGUGGAAUUGUUUGUAUCUGAUGAACGAAGACCGGAUGCCACGGCUGAAUCAGCUACUCUUCCGUCAAUAACUAUCAGUGACAUUGACCUUCAAUGGGUGCAGAUUCUCUCUGAAGGGUGGGCCUCGCCCCUCACUGGGUUUAUGAGAGAAAGAGAAUAUCUGCAGGUUCUUCAUUUCAAUUGCAUCUACGACGGCGGAGUUUCGAAUCAAAGUGUGCCGAUUGUAUUAGCUAUAAGCACAGAAGAUAAAGAAAAACUGGACGGCUGCCUAGCCAUCACUUUACUCCACAACAACGAGCCAGUAGCCAUACUCCGAGCCCCCGAAUUCUUUGAGCAUCGCAAAGAAGAACGAUGUGCCAGGCAGUUUGGAACAACUCACCCUUCCCAUCCUUACAUCCAAAUGAUAAUGGCGAGCGGUGACUGGUUGGUUGGUGGUGAACUGGAAGUGCUGAAUCGUAUUCGUUGGAAUGACGGUUUGGAUGAAUAUCGCCUUACGCCUACCGAAUUAAAGAAAACCUUCCAUGACAUGGGUGCUGAUGCGGUGUUUGCAUUCCAAUUGAGAAACCCUGUCCACAAUGGGCAUGCGCUUCUGAUGCAGUUUACUCGACAAACCUUGCUGGAACGGGGCUACAAAAAACCGGUGUUGCUGCUUCAUCCACUAGGAGGUUGGACAAAGGAUGAUGACGUUCCGCUAGCCGUGCGGAUGGAACAACACAAAGCGAUCCUUGAAGAAAGAGUUCUAGAUCCGGAGCACACCAUUCUAGCUAUUUUCCCAUCUCCGAUGCUCUAUGCUGGUCCUACGGAGGUUCAAUGGCAUGCGCGAUCGCGUUUAAUGGCUGGUGCCAAGUUCUACAUCGUUGGUAGAGACCCGGCUGGAAUGGCCCAUCCUAAUCCAGUACUGAAACAAGAUCUUUACGAACCCACUCAUGGUGGAAAAGUUCUCUCUAUGGCGCCGGGGCUUGUUGGAAUGGAAAUUAUUCCCUUUCGAGUUGCAGCUUAUGACAAACGAGCCAAAUGUAUGAGUUUCUUCGAUCCGGAACGAAAACAGGAUUUUGAAUUUAUUUCUGGAACGCGAAUGAGAGGUCUUGCACGAGCGGGAGAAUCACCACCUCCUGGUUUCAUGGCUGAAAAAGCCUGGGAUGUUCUUGCCCGCUAUUAUCGUGCUCUAAACAACAAUUAAGUGGUUUUCAACCAUUUUCGAGCUAACAUAUCGCAAUUACAAUGUGCAACUAUUGAGCUGAACUUAAGUUAACUUUUGUCAGCGUGUUAUUUUGCAUUUAGUUCCCCGAUUCUAUUUAAACACAACUUUAUUGUUGCCUUGUUAGUGCUAUAGGCCUACUGCCAGUCUAUUCCAGCGGAUUGUGUUUUUGCUGAGCUGUGUACCCACUGCAAGCAUCGUUUCUGCCCACCAAAAACCUUCUUUAUUAUUUCUGGAAAUCAGUAUAGUUUACUUUGUUAAGUUUCUCUUUGUUUACUGUUAAUCGUUCUAUUCUAAAGUUAUUAACCGUUUUCUUUUUCUCAUUUAACGCACAUCACUGAAUUGUAAAAAGAAGUGGUUUUUGGCACUCUUUGCUGGUGGUUAUUCAUUCCCUGAGUAAAACUUUUAAAGUUGGCUUAAUCGUUAUGCAUAUCUAAUAUUAUUACAUCAAAUUAACCCAAAUUUCUAAGAUUUCGUGUUGAACGGGAAAUGCGUUGCGUACGUGUUCAUAUUUACCUCCCAAUGGUCCAAUCUUGAAGUUUUUUACAGUUAUCAUUGUAGGCUAGUCUUGAAAGUUUCAAUACAUUUAAUACAUUUA